ACUCGGAACUAUUUAAAUACAGGCAAAUUUUUCUCUCUUUUGAUACGAUGAAAAAAAAAAUCAAUUGUGAGGCGCUCCACAUAAACAGUCACUAUCACAUGAUUUAUAUUCUCCCCUAAUGCGUGUAUAACACGCAUGUUAUACGCGUUUGUAUAUGCGUGGCUGCGAAUAUUAGUAUUCUGACGUCUCGUACGAACCACCAGUCUGAUAGUGACUGCUGAGGAGAGAGCAAGCGGAAUUCGUGGUUCCGGACAGCACGUUUUAUCUUUGAUAUCUUUGCGCGCGUCUGCAUCACCUCACAAGAUCUAGGUCAACACUAGAUUUCAAUAUGUUCGCUGUCCUGCUCGGCAUUCUGCCGAUCCUCUGGGCCGAAAGGAUUGAAGCAAGCAGCGUGCUGGUCGCCGACACUACUAUGUCCAGGAUGGUGGAGCUGAAUGCCGAUGCACCUUUCUGCGCUCUUUACAACGACCGCGGGGUAAUCCAGAGGAUGGUUCUCGGCGCGGAUCCCAGAAAAGUUCGACAAAUCUCCAGCAAUCUCGUCGCCGACCUGGAAGAGACCUGCAAGGCUUCGCGAAAUAAGGGAAAGAAUCAAGCGCCCGGCAGUGGUUUAAUAUAUCCGGGUACCAAGUGGUGUGGACCAGGCAACGUGGCCAAUGCCUACGACAAUUUGGGCCAACAUUCGGCCGAGGAUGCUUGCUGCAGGGAACACGACCACUGCCCAUACACGAUAGCGCCGCAACAAUGCAUACACGACCCAGGAGGUGGGGAAAAUAGAGGAACGUUAAUAUGCGCCGGCUGUCUCAACGCUAUCGAAGAUGAAUUUAUACAGGCGUUGAAUCAAGAAUGGCAUAUUGAUUGCUUUCGUUGUUCGGCGUGUGACAUCGGCCUAUCCUCCUGGUACUUCGAGAAAGAUGGCUUGCUAUUUUGUAAGGACGAUUAUUGGGCCGCUUACGGCGAGGCGUGUCAGGACUGUGGCCAUAUCAUCACAGGCCCCGUCAUGCUGGCGGGCGAUCACAAAUUUCAUCCGGAAUGUUUUGCCUGUACCUCGUGCGGUGCUUUCAUCGGAGACGGCGAGAGUUACGCGCUUGUCGAACGGUCCAAGUUGUACUGCGGGGUUUGUUACAAGCGGCAGAUGCAGCCGCUCAACAGGGCGGCGAAUUACCCUUUCGCCAGAAAACCACACAGCAUUAGGUUGGUCGAGAUACCUCCCAGCACGACAGACCCGGAUAAGCAAAGAGGAAUUAAGCUCACGCUAGACACAGCUCCCAGUCCCCGCAGUUGUGGUGCUUUAUUGCGCAUUUCAGAGUUAAUGAGAAAUAUUCGUGGAAAGAUCAGUAAGCUGCUAGCCUCUGUGAUGGAGGUUCUAUUUAGGCUAUGCUGCCACUUCUCUAAUCAUAGAUUGAAUAUGUCGAGUGAUCUUAUAUCAUUACACAUUGGCGAUCGAAUCUUGGAAGUAAAUGGUACCCCCGUUAAAGACCAGCCGGUGGAAAGUAUCGAAAAUCUUAUACAAUACUCGGACACAGUUUUACAAUUGACUAUCGAGCACGAUCCAGAUGCGGUAUCACGACGGCCCACGUUCUCCUCACCGUCCUCGGCGAUGCUGACAUGUGUCGGCAGCCCCAGGACAAGUCCAGAGAGCAAAGAGCGAUUAUUUAAACGCCGGGACGAGGGUUACAUCAGCGGUGCGAGGAGCCGACAAUUACGAAGAACGAGAGAUCCUAUGCAUAAAGAACGCAGCAGUUCUAUGUCGCGAUUGCUUGACGGAUCUUCUCCAACGAAUCCUACUUACGAUUUAAGCCGCACCAGAUCCUUCCGUGUAGAGCCAAAGAAUCAAAGAAUAUUUCGAGCGAGCGAUCUGGUGAAGGGUGAACUUCUGGGCAAAGGAUUCUUUGGACAAGUAUUCAAAGUCACGCAUCGUGAUACGAACGAGGUGAUGGUUCUCAAGGAAUUGUAUAGAGUGGACGAGGACGCACAAAAGAACUUCCUAAAAGAGGUUGCGGUACUGCGGUCAUUACACCAUAACAACGUUCUUCGAUUUAUCGGUGUUCUUUAUAAGGACAAGAAGCUGCAUUUGGUUACCGAAUACAUAGCAGGUGGUACGUUAAGGGCCCUGCUUCACGACACGAACGAACCAUUGCCGUGGGAACAGCGUACGUCUUUCGCGAAAGACAUCGCUGCCGGCAUGGCUUACUUGCAUUCUAUGAACAUCAUUCAUCGCGACUUGAAUUCGCACAAUUGUCUCGUUCGCGAGGAUAAGACUGUUGUCGUCGCUGAUUUUGGUCUGGCGAGGAUCAUUCAGAACGGCAGCUCGCCGGAUAAUCGCAAGUGCAAUCGACAUUCCGACGGAGAGGUGAAGACUUCGAAGAAGGAACGGAAGAAACGAUAUACAGUUGUCGGAAAUCCCUACUGGAUGGCCCCCGAGAUGAUGAAAGGCAACAAAUACGACGAGAAAGUAGACAUAUUUAGCUUCGGCAUUGUUGUCUGCGAGAUCAUAGGUCGAGUUCAGGCAGAUCCUGAUUAUUUACCGAGAUCCUCGGAUUUUGGUUUGAAUCAAAAUGUCUUUAAGGAAAAAUUCUGUUCUAAUUGCCCGGAGACCUUUUACACAAUCGCGUUUCUUUGUUGCGACCUGAAUCCCGAUAAGAGGCCACCCUUCGAAGUUAUGGAGGUCUGGCUAGAAGGAUUGGCGAUGCAUUUGUCGGUAGGUGCCGAAUUGCCAGCAGAUCUGGACUUCGACAUCAAGAAUUACAAAGGACCGAGCCCGAGCAGCAGCGAAUCCACGACUCCGGAAACUCUGGCACCGCAAUUAAAACCCAUCAAGGAAGGUCAGGUGCACCAAGAGAAAAAGCGAUCCAAUUGCUGCAACGAUAGUACUCUAGAACGCGAGAUAGAACCUUUGUCAAGUAACACGCUUCACGUGUCUGAAGUUGUGAGUCCGCGCAACAGAUAUACGAGGCAGAAGAGCAACGACAGCUCGGGCAAUGUAGGACACUACUCGAGGCAAAAUUCCAAAUCAAAAGACUUUAUAUCCGACAAGGAGAAGCCUGACAUCGUGAUCUCACCCGAUUCCAGCGGUUUCAGUGGACGAUAUCUGAGGAAUAAUAAUAUCAAGUCGAAAGAUGUGUCUCCUGACAUUCCAAAUACAUACGCUUACUCGAAGCAGGAAACGUAUCCGAGGCAGAUCGACGCGAAUGAGCACAAUCUGAUCCGAGCACCCACUGUAGAGAAAAUAAAGUACGUAGGAAGCGCGAGUCCGUGUGUAGUAUCCGACGCUUCGGAAUAUAUAAUCGAUAGCAAAGGCUCGUACAAGAUCAACAGCCUGAAACACAAAUCAGCGGAGAAGUGUAAUGAUACAAGUCAUAAGACAAAGUCGGAGAGCAAAUUUAAGAUACCGGACGCCGCGGGCUCCGUCGGUUCUUAUCUGAAGCAAAUCGGCAAAUCUCUCGGUGCUGUUGAGAAGGAAAAUAAAGCGAUUAAUAAUGCGGCAAAUUGCGGUGAUAUGGAUCCGAAGAGAGUAGUCGGUGAAAACACGAAACCCUCUACUGGAUCGUAUCUGCGAAGGACGAAAAUAUCGCCGACCAAGGAGACAACGAAGAACGCGUUUUCCAAUAAAGAGACUGUCAAAGACAAAGUCAAAGACAAAGUCGAUGGCGUCUCGCUUCUGCAGAAAUCCGUAGAAUCGAAGGUCCCACCGAGCCAAGAGAACGUCGUGGGAAACGAGAAGGACGUUAAAGAUAGACUGUCCAGACAGGAGAGCAACGUAUCCGAUGUCGGCAGUAUUUUGUCGAGACAGGGAAGCCUAACAGUAUUAGAUUGCACGUCUAAAUACAAAGAUUACUCGCCGUUCAAUACCUACACAAAAGAUGACUUUCGCGAGGAUCAUUCCUUUGGAAAGCAAAAAGGCUUGUAUCAUACAGACAGUCUUUAUUCCAACUCCAGCAUUUCGAAGCAAGACGAACUCUUCAGUAUACAUAACAAACAAAAUAGUAGUGACGAGGUUGUUGGAACCAGAUCGAUCGGCAACGGUUCGAAAAGCCCGAUGAUGACUUCGUCUAUUUAUGGCAGCGAUUUGAAGGCGACGCCGAACAGUCUGGCCGAGUACAAUGGAUGCUACAAGGGUAUCAAUAUCUGCAGGCAGGACAGUUUCGGCACCGACAGCGCACUCGGCACUAUGAAGAGCGACUUCUUCGCGGACGUCGAUUUCGCGCAGAUGCGGGAUGGUCGGCACACGCCGGACUUGUGCCAUACACCUGAAAGAUGCUGCACGCCUAAUCGUCCGACGUCACCGUUAGAAAGCACUGCUUUAUAAAUCAAAAUGCGCGCACGGCGGUAAGAGAAUAACAGUUUAUGUCGAGAUAACGUGCGUAAUCCCCCCCGACAAUGAAUGAAUCUCAUUUGCUACUAAUUUGAUCUCUUUAUUCAUAAUUCAUAAACUUUAUUCAGUAAGGUCCGGACACAUGUAUAACGUGCUUAGUUUGCAGUAUUAACUUUUUAGCCAGAAUUUACUUCGUCCAUUAUCUUUAGUGCAUUAAGCGAGGAAAGAAUGAAUUCGUAUGUUGACUUUAAUGAGCGCAAUAUUUUGUGAGUACAAUAUUUGUUUCGAAAAAUUUCCUGAAAAGGAACGAUAUUUUUUAUGUUGUUGAAAUCGAAUUAAAAUUUUUUUAAAUUGAUUAUAUGUGCAAAUGUGCAAGGCUGACGCAGAACCUCGGACUGGAGACGUUUCCGUUAAAUAUAAAAAUCAAAAUGUUGUCUUGCUGAAGAAAGUAAUGAUAACGCGACACUCAGUAUUAACGAAUUUUAUUUGCUGAUUUGUACGAAUUUUUAGGUCGUAAUAACGUUAAUUAGCCGUAAGGAUUCUAUUACAUUCCUAGGAGAUCUUGCCACGCGGUUUUCGAACGUGGGAGCUUAGGCGAUGGAAACGCGGCUCCCCGACAAAAGCCAUUCCAUCCAAAAUACUUAUAAAGCCGGGAUUUUGAUAAGUACGAUAUUACUAGUGUGCUCGAAAAAAAGCGGCACUGUGAAUACGUCGAUUUUGCAAACUACAAAUCACACACGACUACAGAAUCAAAAGUCGUCAAAAGUACGAAGUACGAAGUAGAAUUUUAAACAUUUUGACUUUGUAAGUUGGUGCAAAAUACGUUGCCCCUGAGACUACACGAUCAUGUACGUUUCCCUUAAAAAUUGCGAACACAUCAUGUAGACUCAAUUCUUGUAGAAUAGAGAAUGUAAAAAUGGUGUUAUAUUGUUUCAGGGCAUACAGAUGUACAUCACAGUGUAAGAUAUUGUAUACGUUUGUAAUACUGCUGUAUAUGUACAGAUCAUUGAUAUAUUAUAUAUGUAUGUAUACAUACGUGCAUAUAAAUAUAUACAUAUACAUGCGACGUUUAUAUCUUCGUUACGUCGGCGUGACUGUUUUUCGGCAUAUAUACUCCGAUAAGAAGAGAUUAUGUGUAUAUUAAAAUUGUGAAUUAUAUUUAUGUAUUUCUCUUUUCUAUAUAUAUUUCUAUUGACGUUAUUGCGCUUCUUUUUUAACGAGGAUAUAAACGAUGGCAGAGUAGUAAAUAUCGCGUGUAUAAAAAGAACAAAUAAUUUGUAUAUAAGUUUGUAUAUAUUCAAAUAUUUGUAAUUUUCAGAACACACAUCGAUCGAGAUAUUUGAGUAACAAUAAGUUUUAUACUUGCGACAUAAGUAUGCGACUAGCUUUUCCUUCUUAUAUUCUCUCUAUUCCGAGAAAUACGAUAUAUUGCCGUUCUUUUUUUUUCUUUUUUUAUAAAUCGCAUGUCGACCAUAAUUUAAGACGUUUAGACGAAAUUACGUGCUUAUAUGCAGCUCCAAGCAACCAUUUUAAUACUUAUAAUUUCGUCACACGUUUUUUUAUCCCAUUAGCAACUCAGAUCAUUUCACGUUAGAUGGAAGUUGCAUGCCAAGUAAUAUGACCAUUUUUCUUUAGCAGAAAAUAAGUUUCUCUCAGAUGCAAUUAUACGUUGAUUAAUAUAUUGUUUUGAAAAUAAACGUUUAUUACUUA
Messenger RNA from Temnothorax curvispinosus, 6022 nucleotides. RefSeq names its product LIM domain kinase 1 (gene LIMK1). Gene Ontology annotation, molecular function: protein binding; ATP binding; A2-type glycerophospholipase activity. Lineage: Eukaryota; Metazoa; Arthropoda; Insecta; Hymenoptera; Formicidae. Gene Ontology annotation, biological process: protein phosphorylation; phospholipid metabolic process; arachidonate secretion. The transcript is spliced from 10 exons. Gene Ontology annotation, cellular component: nucleus; cytoplasm. The coding region runs from base 329 to 4306 and encodes 1325 amino acids. The record is from RefSeq and is a predicted model, not a curated record.